Messenger RNA from Ceratotherium simum simum (southern white rhinoceros), 4822 nucleotides. The record is from RefSeq and is a predicted model, not a curated record. NCBI's taxonomy places the organism in Eukaryota, Metazoa, Chordata, Mammalia, Perissodactyla, Rhinocerotidae.
AGUCCAAGAGACACGUGAGGCGCUGCUACGUCAUCACAGGCACGCGCAGGAAACAUGGCGGUAGCGGGUGUUGUGAGCGGGAAGGUUAUAUAUGAACAGGAAGGGGUCUGUAUUCACUCAUCUUGUGGAAAGACCAAUGACCAAGACAGUUUGAUUUCAGGAAUAUUGCGUAUUUUAGAAAAGGAUGCUGAAGUAAUAGUGGACUGGAGACCGUUGGAUGAUGCGUUAGAUUCUUCUAGUAUUCUUUAUGCUGGAAAGGACUCCAGUUCUGUUGUAGAAUGGACCCAGGCCCCAAAAGAAAGAGUUCAUCGAGGAUUGGAACAUCUGAACAGUUACGAAGCAGAGUGGGACAUGGUUAAUACAGUUUCAUUUAAAAAGAAACUACAUACCAAUGGAGAUGCUCCAAGUCAUAGAAAUGGGAAAAGCAAAUGGUCAUUCCUAUUCAGUUUGACAGACCUGAAAUCAGUCAAGCAAAACAAAGAGGGUAUGGGCUGGUCGUAUUUGGUAUUCCGUCUGAAGGAUGAUGUCGUGCUCCCUGCGCUGCACUUCCAUCAAGGAGAUAGCAAACUGCUGAUUGAUGCUCUUGAAAAAUACGUGGUCUUGUGUGAAUCUCCACAAGAUAAAAGAACACUUCUUGCGAAUUGUCAGAGUAAGAGUCUUUCGCAGUCUUUUGAAAAUCUUCUUGAUGAACCAGCAUAUGGUUUAAUACAAGCAGGACUGCUAGACAGAAGAAAGCUGUUGUGGGCCAUUCACCAGUGGAAAAAAAUUAAAAAGGAUCCUUAUACAGCAACUAUGGUAGGAUUUUCCAAAGUCACAAACUACAUUUUUGAUAGUUUGAGAGGCAGCGAUCCCUCUACGCAUCAACGACCACCUUCAGAAAUGGCAGAUUUUCUUAGUGAUGCUAUUCCAGGUUUAAAGAUAAAUCAACAAGAAGAACCAGGAUUUGAAGUCAUCACAAGAAUUGAUUUGGGAGAACGACCUGUUGUUCAGAGGAGAGAGCCAGUGUCUCUGGACGAAUGGACUAAGAACAUGGAUGCUGAAGGAAGAAUUUUAAAUGUAGACAAUAUCAAGCAGAGGAUAUUUAGAGGGGGACUUAGUCAUGUGUUGAGAAAGCAAGCAUGGAAAUUUCUUCUGGGUUAUUUUCCUUGGGACAGUACCAAGGAGGAAAGAACUCAAUUACAGAAACAAAAAACUGAUGAAUACUUCAGAAUGAAGUUACAGUGGAAAUCUGUCAGCGAGGAACAAGAGAAGAGAAAUUCAAGGUUAAGAGAUUAUAGAAGUCUUAUCGAAAAAGAUGUUAACAGAACAGAUCGAACAAACAAGUUUUAUGAAGGCCAAGAUAAUCCAGGGUUGAUUUUGCUUCAUGACAUUUUGAUGACCUACUGUAUGUAUGAUUUUGAUUUAGGAUAUGUGCAAGGAAUGAGUGACUUACUUUCCCCUCUUUUAUAUGUGAUGGAAAACGAAGUGGAUGCCUUUUGGUGCUUUGCCUCCUACAUGGACCAAAUGCAUCAAAAUUUUGAAGAACAAAUGCAAGGCAUGAAGACCCAGCUAAUUCAGCUAAGUACCUUGCUUCGAUUGUUGGACAGUGGAUUUUGCAGUUACUUAGAAUCUCAGGACUCUGGAUACCUUUAUUUUUGCUUCAGAUGGCUUUUAAUCAGAUUUAAAAGGGAAUUUAGUUUUCUAGAUAUUCUUCGAUUAUGGGAGGUAAUGUGGACUGAAUUACCAUGUAAAAAUUUCCAUCUUCUUCUCUGUUGUGCUAUUCUGGAAUCAGAAAAGCAGCAAAUAAUGGAAAAACAUUAUGGCUUUAAUGAAAUUCUUAAGCAUAUCAAUGAAUUGUCCAUGAAAAUUGAUGUGGAAGGUGUACUAUGCAAGGCAGAAGCAAUUUCUCUACAGAUGGUAAAGUGCAAGGAAUUGCCACAAGCAGUUUGUGAGAUCCUGGGGCUUCAGGACAGUGAAGUUGCAACCCCAGAUUCAGACACUGGUGAAGAUGAAAACGUUGGCAUAACAAGUCGUCCUGCAUCUGCAUUUCAGAGUGAUUCCUUGCCUGUACUUGCUGCCAGUGGAGCCAGAGAUGACAACCCGACACAAGUAUCAGUGUCCCCAAAUGUCAGCAGAUUAACACCUGCAUGAUCGUUCUUGCUUAAUUUUUGAAGAGACACUUUGUUGCAACUUUUUUUCAAGUACUUGAAAGGUGGAAAUUUAAAAUCUUGGUGUUGAUCAUGCUUUAAGGUUUAUGGAAAGAAAGUGUACUGAUGUUCUUGCAUUAAAGCUUUACAAAGAUUUAAACUAAUUAUUUUUGUAGUUCUUCUACCAAAUAGCCUUUUUUCCCCCAAUAACAUUCCUUAGUAUUUUUAUAGCCAAGUACAUAUUAUUUUCUUGCUGAUGAACUGGAAUUGGGUAAAUGUUACAAGUGGAUGAGAUGGAAAUUAUGCACUUUGAAGAACAUUCACUUUAUUUACUCCAAGUUUAGUGGGUUUUGGAUUUGAUUAAAUUAAAGUUUGAGGCUUUCUGUAGCAUUCUAAGCUGAGAAGUAGAUUGUUACCCAGUGACGAAAUUCUUUUGUUUUUCUCUAUUGUUUACAACAAUACUCAGCUUAAAUAUUUAUGCUAUUGAAUGUGAUUUAAAUUGGACAUUUUCAUCAAUGCAAUUUAAUGUGUAGAUAAAGAACUAUUUCAACCAUAAUAAGUGGAUUGGCAGUAUAUUUUUUACAUUGAACUUUUCUUCACCUGUAUAUAAAGACUAUGUAAGUACCUAUUUAUGAGUAUAAGAAAGGGUAAGCAUAUUUUCUUUUACUGAAUAAACUUGACUAUUGAUUUCUAUAACCAGAUUUGACAAAGUUAAUACAUAGCUUCAAUAUGAGAUCUUUUUCAAAACUAUUUUCUUAACCAAACAUUUAUUUCAUGAGACCACAUUCAGCCCUAUACCUGGUGUAAUUUUAAAAUUAAUUGCUUGUAACCUCACUUUACUGAUAAUGUUUAUUAUCUUUCCUAAUAAUGCAUUAACUGAUUAAUCAGGUCUUUAAAUUUUUAUAAAAUACUCUUUGCAUAAAGCUUAUGUCAAAAAUUUCAGUGUACUAUCAUGAAUCUCAAAAUAAUACUUUUUUGUAUAUGAACAAAGCUCUUGUUUUUACUAUGCAGUGUUGCAUGAUUUUAAGUUACUUGGAAUUAACAUAACUGAUUCUGUUUUCAUUGUAAUUUAACUCAUGUACAUAUCAUUAAAAUAAAUUUGAAGUCAAAGUAGUGUUUUCAGUUAAAUUACACUUAGAAAUAUUCUGCUAGUUCUUCAUAAGGAGAAAAAAAUCCAAGAUGGACCCAAUACAUCUCAUAUUUUUAUGUGAUUGAAACAAUCAUUUGAAUGAGUUGUGAAAAUGAGAAGAAACAUGACCCCUUUUAUAACUGAAAAAAAAUUUUCAUCAGGAUGAAAUUGGGCUGUGUAGCCUUGGAGGAUAUAAUUAUCUGACUCAGUAAAGCAACUGCCUACAAUUGAUGCUAAUAAUGUAAAAUAAAAGUUACAUAGUUCUAAAUCAGUCUAGUAGAUAGAUUUUUUUUUUCCCCUUAGAAAACUAGGGAACCGAAUGAACAUUUUUUCUCCUUGAGCAUUACUGACAAUCAUGACAGUAGAACCAUUCGAUUUUAGUUUCUAAUAUCAUAUGUAUGUUAUCUUUCAUCAGUUAAUAAAAGUAAGCCUAUUCAGGAAAAAAAAAGUAAACUGAUCAAAAACUCGGAAUCUCUAGCCUUUCAUUUCCUGUUGUUCAGGAAAUUGCUUAGAAUAUCUUGAUGUCCUUCUUGUUCUUCCUGGACAGGGAGUUUUGGGGAGUUUUUUCGUACUACAUAAUGUGAUAUCUAUUUCAGAGUUUUAAAAGUCUUAAUACAUUUAGUAAGUUGAACUUUUAUCAAGUUUUAUUAAAACUACUUGUUAAAACAUUGAAUUUCUGUCUAGCACAUUUUUGAUAUGGGAAUGAUAAUAAUAUAGUGCUAGAUAAAAUCUUUGAGUCCACAAAAUCCAGUUAACAAAUACUAUGUAAACUUGAGCUAUUGAGAUUGCUAAAAUAGAUAGAUCAGGUAAAUGCAUUAGUCUAACUUUUUAAAGAUUUAUUUCAGUUUUCACAAGAUGCUCUCUGUCCAUACCCUGAUAACAUGUAAAAUAUUAUGUGCUAUAUUAGGUGAUAUUUAAAGUUGUUAAAAUUCAAGUAAUUUCUAAUUUAAUUGUAAAAAGUAUUUUCAAUUCUGAUAUGAGUCUAUGGGAAACCUUUUUGCAUGUAAGAACAUCUCUAUUUUGAUUGUUUCAAUGUGUCUAGGAUUCUUCAUCUCUUUAUAUGUUAGGAAUUUUAGUCUCAGUGAUGUCUAAAGCUUUGUUGAGUAAGGAAAACAGCCUUUUGGGGAUAGAAAGUGAGUGAUUCUUGCUGAACCUGACAUUUCCAAGGGUUUUUAUAGAUGCCAACUAAUUCUUAUGGAAAAUGCAUAUGAUUAUGCCAUUAUUAAAGAUAGUUUGUGUAAAGUAAUCCAAAAUGUUUAUUGAAGAACCUAGAAUGUCAUUUGACUUGUGUGCAACUAUGUAACAAGGUAAUGUCAUUCUAGCGUGAAUUGCUUUACUUGGGGUUUUCAGUAGAUGUGUGAACUUCUUACUGUAUUUGAAGUCUUGUGUGCAUAUAUGCAUAUUUUGGGGAAGAGGUCACAUGGUUUCUCGAAAGUUUCUCUGAUUUUCCCCAGAAGUUGAGAACCAUUGUUAUAAAUUAUUUAACUUGAGAAGAAUAACAUAGUUUAGGACUCAUGCUAAUAAGUUUAUGUGCUGAACCUCAAUUAAAAUAUCUUCAAAGUGCUCA